AUGGCUUUGAAUAUAUCAUCAGUAUUUAGCAAUUUGUUUGCAGGGUUUUCAAGCGAUUUUAAGAAGAAGAACUUCUCCCUAUAUGGGCAGUGGAUCGGGUUACUUACGAUAUUUUUAUGUAUAGCAUUGGGAAUUGCUAACAUUUUCCAUGCUUCGGUGGUGAUUGUGUUUUCAAUCAUAUGUAUUGUGCAAGGGUUGGUGGUUGUGUUUGUCGAAAUUCCAUUCUUGUUGAAGAUUUGCCCCUUGACGGACAAAUUUACCACCUUUAUCAGAAACUUCGACGAGAAUUGGCCUAGAUGUGGGUUCUACAUAUUGAUGGGAGCCAUACAGUGGCUUUCGUUGACGGUCCAGGUCACUAGUUUAAUUGUGGUUGCUGUGUUCUUUACGUUGGCCGGUAUCUGUUAUGCAUUGGCUGCAUUUAUGCACCAGGAGUACUUAAAGACGUCGUUCAAUGUUGCUGGAGAACCGGACUCGCUUGAGGGUCAGGUUGGAGACCAUAUUGUCAGAAAUGUGUUGUAA
This is a messenger RNA of Debaryomyces hansenii CBS767, 519 nucleotides long. RefSeq names its product Tvp18p (gene TVP18). Lineage: Eukaryota; Fungi; Ascomycota; Pichiomycetes; Serinales; Debaryomycetaceae. Gene Ontology annotation, cellular component: Golgi membrane. The coding region runs from base 1 to 519 and encodes 172 amino acids. The transcript has a single exon. The record is from RefSeq and is a predicted model, not a curated record. Gene Ontology annotation, biological process: vesicle-mediated transport.